Messenger RNA from Leucoraja erinaceus (little skate), 1002 nucleotides. RefSeq lists its product as uncharacterized. Bases 43 to 786 code for a protein of 247 amino acids. The transcript is spliced from 9 exons. The record is from RefSeq and is a predicted model, not a curated record. Lineage: Eukaryota; Metazoa; Chordata; Chondrichthyes; Rajiformes; Rajidae.
GGGGGGGGGGGGGGGACGUCCAAACUCGUCUGAGAUCGACACAUGAUGAAAUUCCACCUCUUAAUUCUCACAUUUGGUGAACUUUGUCAAGGAACAGCAUAUCUUCGAACAGGAACCGUGACUGAGCUGCCGAGGCCUACCAUAACUCUAACGCCAAACGGACCCUUUGAGGAAGGCAACAACAGUCGGAUUGACUGCAGAAUCCCCGGUCAAUAUACUUCAAGUAAAAUUUACCUCAAACGAUACCACCAACUAAUCUCUGAAGUUACACAGACUCUCAACGCUGAUGAAGACACAGCGACUUUUCAUUUCAAAAAUAUCUCUUCAGAGAACCAAGGAUCAUAUCGAUGCUUCUACCAGGCGAAUACUUUGGGACGAUGGAUGACUUCGGAACUUAGCGAGCCAGUGGAAUUUAUUGUAAAAGAUAAAGACUCAUCUGAGAAGCCAAGUUUACCAGAGAAUGUCUGGACCUGGGUUGCCUUUGUGGCUGGUGGCAUCAUUAUGGUGGUGAUUACUAUUACAGUCGUCUGGUAUUUUUACAGAAAGAUCGCAAAGUACAGAAGGGAUACAAAUUACAGAAAUCAUUUUUGGACAAGCCGAGCAAGAACUGAUACCAUCAGCAUUAGACAAUCCUUCAGGUUUUCGAGAGAUUUGGGAAAUCUUCGGGAAAAUGGAGCGGACGAUCUCUACGACGCCAAUCAGAAUUCGGAGUAUCGGAAUGAAUCGGCAGACACGGAGAAUGGGUCAAACUCAAAACCAUAUUUCAUAACCUUCAAGGAACUGUAGGAUGAUGGGCGGCAUGGUGGUGCAGCGGUAGAGUUGCUGCCUCACAGCACCAGAGAUCCGGGUUCCAUCCUGACUACAGUGCCAUCUGUACGGAGUUUGCACGUUCUCCCCGUCACCUGCGUGGGUUUUCUCCGGGUGAUUCGGUUUCCUCCCACACUCCAAAGACGUGCGUGCGGGUUUGUUGGUUAAUUGGCCUCAGUAAAAUUAUAAAUUGUC